Drosophila eugracilis is the source of this 4558-nucleotide messenger RNA. RefSeq names its product Fanconi anemia group I protein (gene FANCI). Gene Ontology annotation, molecular function: DNA polymerase binding. NCBI's taxonomy places the organism in Eukaryota, Metazoa, Arthropoda, Insecta, Diptera, Drosophilidae. Gene Ontology annotation, biological process: DNA repair. The transcript has 13 exons. The record is from RefSeq and is a predicted model, not a curated record. Bases 47 to 4549 code for a protein of 1500 amino acids.
GGACUUUGUUUAAAUUGUUAUUUAUUUCACGAAAUAAGAGUUUAGAAUGGCACGCGACUCAAUUCUAACAUGGAUGCGAAGCUUGGGGGAAAAAGGGCGACAAAAUGAACUGGAAUUGCUAAUUCAAAACACCCCCAUUGAAGAGUUGAAGAAUACUCUAAAAAGCACGAUGAUGCGCAGCGAAGGUAUAACCUUUUGGAAUUACCUGCUUCUGGGCUUCAAUCCGGAUAGCAAAGAGGCCGUGGCGAAGCGGUUCGAAUGCGUUCGCAUAUUCAUGGACAUACUGAGCAGCAUAGAACUGAGCUAUAAACAAACCUUUGAUCUGAUCACACGUCUAUCUCAGGAUCUUGUCACGUUUCCCUCUGACCAGCUGGCCUGGAUUGUAGAGCACUGCAUAGACGGGAUCCGUCAAGGUGACGCCAAGUGCGUCGGUUGGAAGGACUUGCUGCCAGACGCUCUUUCGCUGCUUUUGGCGAGGCCACGGUUUCUUCUACAUGGUAUCUCUAUGGAUGGUACUGAGUUCAGAGACACCACCGUAAGAAGCAUUGCCACCAUGCAAUGGCCAGCCUCGAUCCUUACUCCAAUUGCAGACAUGUUCAAAUCCAUGAAUCUUAACUGUGGUGAAAUCUUGAUGGUCCUCAACAAAUUCUCUGGCACCCUACAGGAACUGUCGCCCAUGGAACUGCCAGCAUUAUGCUUCCAGCUCUUUUCAAUAUGCAACACUGCAGCACAGUUAAUUAUUCCUUUGCUGGCCCUGGAUAAAUAUUUUCAUCGAAAUUUCUACAAAAGACUGUUCUCAGACAUGUGUAGCAAUUCCACAAACUUGGACAGCAUUGACUCUUUUUCGGACAAGGAAUUAAGAGAGGCCGAAGAGACUAUUCUGCAUCAUUUGAAUUACUGCACUAUGUAUAAGCUAACUGAAAAACAUUUGUCGAUAAUGUUCAGGAACUUUCUGCAUAUGCCCGAUGUGAUCCUAACUCCUUUUAUGCUAAGUGCUAUUAUUUCGAUGACUAGCAUUAAUCGUGACCCAGAGUCUGCUAGGAUCUCGCACUCUAUUUUGCUACCUUUUUUGCGUAAAGUUAUCAAGAACAAUGAAGAAGAGCGAUCAUUAUCCAUCUACUCUGUAUGGUAUCGCGAUACAUUGCAGCGAAAACAAGUCGAUCUGCAGCAAGUAUUCGCGGUGCUCAUAGAUCAGAAUAAAGACGGGAAGGAUGUGAUUACACCUGGGCUUGUGCACCUGAUAUUUUAUUUGCUAAAAUCGCAAUCACCAAAAAUGCACACAUUAGCUAUAACAUUCCUUACAAAGUUUAUACGGAAACGAUUCAUUUUUGGUCAGGGAAUUAUAAAACUUAUUUCAGAGUGGAUGAUAGUAUAUCAGGAUCAAAACCAGUUUUCAGAAUGUCUUACACUUUUAAGUGUGGCUGAUACGUACACAGUCUCCGAAUGCAUGAAACCCAUUCAAUCCGUUAUGGAGCACAUGCAAUGGUUAUCUGGUGAGCAAUCCAUGCGCAUGAUGAACUUUAUUCUGCCUUUGCUAAAGAUUUCCAAUCGCGUUCGCGAUGCACUAAUUGAUGUGCUUUGCAAGGCUAUGGGCUCUAGUGGUAUUCAAAAACGUCGGAUGGCCAUUUAUGGGUUCUGUAUGAUACUGAAACAGCUUAACAACAGCAAUGCAAUGCGCCAAACCUCAAGUGCCACCAGCUUCUGCACACAACACAGCAUUUCGGGAUAUUCCAUUAUGACACAGAACACACUAGGAAGUCGCAGUAAUCCUCAGCGAAAUUUCGACAUGCUCACACUGGAAAUUAUUGGAAUGUUACGAAAUUGCCUGCAGCAACAGUUUGAUAUACGAUGCACCCUAUAUGAGAAUCUCCAAAGAGCCGUAGAGCUUAAUGCUAAACUCGUUCCCCACGUUCUGCAAGUUAUUGACUGGCACUUCCGCAGCUUUUUCGACACGCCCUCGGCAGAAGAAGCUGGUGACGAUCUAGACACAGUUUUUCGCAUACGUUACGAUCAACUGGUGAGCUCCAGCGAUGAUCAACAUAUGGAGAUUCAACUUAAAGAUAACCUGGGCAAGUUAAUUCAAUUUGUAGCCAACUGUUUGGCUAUUUUCGAACGAGCUCCAUCGGGCUACGACACUCGUGAGAUUAAUAGGCUAAUUCGCUUUUGUGUGGAUCGUAUGGUGGCCAACAGAUUGCCAUUGGAAGACAUUAAACCUCCAGCAACACAUCUUAAAUGUGCUCUCGUUUUGCAACAGCUUAAUAUUAUUGAAGGGAUAAUUUGUCACACAUUGCUUAGAUCUAAACCACAGAACGAUGCUGUUUCUCAAAUUUUACCGCUAUUCAACCAGCAUUGUAAGCUCAUGGAGAGUCUAAAGGCACUGUCUGAUUCUUCUAAGAAAACCUAUAAGCAAUUAAAGCAGUCGGCGAAAAACAAUAGUACUUCAUCAUGUAAUUUGACUAUGAACGGUGUCCCAGUAAAGACCAUGUGUACGCAGCCUGAAAAUAUUUGGGAUUUGGCCAUUCUAGAUAAGUUGCUGCAUCUACUGCUUGAUGACAUCGUUUCCUUUGCUGCUCCUGAAAAAACUGUUCUCUUACGGUCUAAUCAAGCUCUCGUUCGUUAUGUUUUAUCUGUAACGGCCAACAGAGUGGAAUCCAUACGCCAAGAGCCUGAUUACAAGCAAUUAGCCUACAGCAAACGCACUUUUAAGCAGUUGACGGACAUAACAAAAGUAAUUUAUGAACGCUGCAUUCAUCGUUUGCCAGAGUUGUGGGCAGACUUCGAUAUGCAGAGCUCAGCCCUAGCUUCUCAGUGCUUUACGGAAUGCCUAAGAACGGCACAUGAAAUUUAUUCCAAGAAGUUCGAAGAAUUUGUCAAGGCUUUUGAUAUGGCAUCUAUUAAGGGAAACAGAAACAAGGAAGUGAUUUACGUCCUUCAGGAUAUUUUAGACGAGUUUAUGAAGGAAUAUGGCAGUGAUGAAUCUAUUUGUAAAGAUGAGUUUAUUUCAAAAGUACCAGUUUGUCUUUUGGAGUCACUUGAAAUUCUGUUAGAUCACAUAGACUAUGAUGAUCGUGCCGCUACCGAAUCGUUCACUUGGAUCCUAAACUUUUGCAGCAAAAACGAAAUUCUUAAUAGUGAGAUGGGUUCGGUGCACAGAAUGCUAUUCAUUCAGCGGCAAAAGACCCAUUUGGGUCCCUUUUUUGAAAGUGUUGCUAGACAAUUGGGUCACGUACUUGGCGUUCAAAAUGAAGACACGCCAUCAGAUUCAAUGGAACUAAGUUUGAAGUCGAUAAGUACGGUGACUGCCGAGAGUUGUUUGCAGCAUCUGUAUACAGCCGUCCAAAAGCAGCUAACCGAUGUGGAAUACUUUGUGACGAAGGCAAAUAAUUUAAGUUACAAAUGCCAAGUGGUUCCUGAAAUUGACCAAAUAUAUUGGCGAGGCAAUCUGGAUGCUAUGGAUCGUUCAAUUUGUACACAAAUAAUACAUAUAUCUCGCACUUUGCUUGUGCUUACCAAUGUUUGUAUUCCAUUGGGAUCUUCUAUGGAUGGACUAAUGAAAUUGCUAAUCCAACACUACACUUGUUUGAAAAACCUGGCCAAGCACUAUAUAUCGAGCUACACAUCAGACUCAAACAUGGAAAACAUUCGUAGCACUAAAUUUGAGCUGCUACUGCGAGAUGUAGGUAAGCAACUUCCAACCAAUAUUUACGAGCUUAUUACUUAUAUAGAAGCUAACACACUUGAUGAAGAAGCACAACAGCUUACCAAAAAGCGAAAUGUUCAGACAGAGCGAGCCAAAGUCUUGAGAGAGACACGUCUAAUUCCCAAGGUUAUAAUGGUUAUCGAGGACUUCAACAAGCACAUUAUCCUACUGUCGAAGAAGACUAAAAGCAAGAAUAGGCUUACAGAUUACCUCCACUUGGGAACCAUGCGUGACUUUGAUAUCAAAUCAACAGAUCUGAGAGCGGCUAUAGAGCGGAGUAUUUCGGAUGGUCGCAACAUUUCCGUAGAAGACAGCAAUGCUGAGGAUCAAGAUCAAGACGAGAAUGAGAGUGAAGAUGAAGAUAAAGAUGAUGAUGCUCAAUCCACCACAUAUCCUGAGGAAAUUGAAGAGGAUGAUGUUGUAAACGUUGUUGUAGAGAAAAAAGGACAGCGGAGGAGACGUGCUCUUAGCAGUGAAACGGAGGACAUUGAACCUAAAAGAAAAAGAAGCCACAAAGCUUCCGAAAAGCAAGGAGACAACAUUCAGUGUGAAAACCAAGAGGAACCUAAUGAAGAGCAACCUGAAACGACUUCAAAAUCGAAGCGACCCAAAAAAGAUUUUAAAGUUCUGCUAAAAAAACCAGCAAAGCCUUUAGAUGAGGAAAAAGCCACCAAAAAAUCUAACACUCGGUCAUUGGGUGAGAAUAGCACUACUAAAAAGUCCAAUGCGAAACUUAAAAAACAAACAGCAGAACCAGUAGAAGAACUUCGAAAGCCAGACGAACAGGAUGAAAAGAAAAAAUCCCAGGCUAGCCGGAGACUGGGUGUCCGUCGAAACAUGAAAAAUUAAUUUUUAUCU